AUGAAUUUAAAGUCAUACUCAUACCUGCUCAGGAGGUUUACAAAUAUGUCUUCUAUUCCAUUCAUCGAUAUUGGAGCAAAUUUGACAGAUCCCAUGUUUAAAGGAAUAUACAAUGGUAAUAAAAAGCAUAAAGAAGAUUUAGAAGAUGUUUUGGAACGUGCUUGGAAAAAUGAUCUUAAAAAGAUUAUUAUAACUAGCGGCAGCUUAGAUGAUUCCAUUGAAGCUUUAAAGAUAGCAUCAUUGAGUGAAAAUCUUUACUGCACUGUUGGUUGUCAUCCAACACGUUGUGAUGAGUUUACUAAAGCCAAGGAUCCUGAAGUGUAUUUAAAUAGCUUAAGAGACUUGUUAAAAAAUAAUCGGUCAAAAGUAGUAGCAAUAGGAGAAUGUGGACUUGAUAAUCAACGAUUGCAUUUUUGCUCCAAAGAGAUCCAAGAAAAAUAUUUUGAAAUGCAGUUAAAAUUAAGUGGAGAUUUUAACUUACCAUUAUUUCUACACUGCCGUGAUGCAGCUCCUACAUUAUUAGAUAUACUGAAGAGAAAUCCCAAUUUUAUAAAAUCAGGAGGCGUUGUGCAUUCUUUUGAUGGAAGUUUAAACGAGGCCAAAGACAUAAUUAACUUGGGGUUUUAUAUUGGUAUCAAUGGAUGUUCAUUGCGGACAGAUGAUAAUUUAAAAACAAUAUCAGAAUUGCCUACCAAUCGUUUGAUGCUGGAAACAGAUUGCCCAUGGUGUGAAAUAAAACAAACACAUCCAUCAUAUUCUUACGUACAAACCAAAUUUAAUUCAGUGAAAAAAGAAAAAUUUAUUGAUGGUUCUAUGGUCAAAGGAAGAAAUGAACCAUCAACUAUUAGGCAAGUCUUGGAUGUAUUAGCUUCAUUAAAAAAAGAAGACCCUGUAUGUUUAGGAAAUCAAAUAUAUCAAAAUACUAUGGAUCUAUUCUUUAAAGAUAAAUAG
Molecule: messenger RNA, 951 nt
Organism: Macrosiphum euphorbiae (potato aphid)
Lineage: Eukaryota; Metazoa; Arthropoda; Insecta; Hemiptera; Aphididae
Source: the annotation of a GenBank genome assembly